AUGGGUAUCUUGAUUCUUGACACUGAUUUGAUUUAUGACUGUUUUAGAUGUUAUAUUACUGAAAGAUUCAUCACGAUUACAGGACCAUCACUCAGAGAUCUCUUCACCAAAGAGAAUGAUGUGGAAUUUAAACAAGAGCUAGUGGGUGAAAAUUAUGAAGAAAGCCUCACUGAACAACAAAUUUGUCAAAUUAUGGGUUCAAUACAACUGGGAAUAAAACAUGAAUUUAAAUUCAUAACUUCAAUACCCAAAUUCAAUUCAUUUCCUGGUGAUUUUAAGGACAUUUCAACGAUCAUGUUUCGUAAUUGGCAUGAUACCAAUAACAAUAUACCAUUUCCAGAUUUUUCUUUUUCUACAUAUGCUCCAUUAACAUUCCAUUAUUUCAGAGGCUUAUUUGGUAUUGAAGCAAAAGACUAUUUAACCUCUUUUUGUAGCUCGCCUCUUCAUGAACUGUCCAACCCGGGUGCUAGUAAAUCAAAAUUUUACCUCACACCAGAUGAUAAAUUUAUCAUGAAAACUGUACAGGAAACCGAAGAUGAAUGUUUACUCAAGUUACUAUCUAGCUACAGCACUUGUUUUAGCGGCAAUCUGAAAUCUCUGUUGCCAAAAUUUUCCGGGUUUUAUGGUUUUAAAUCAAAAUCAAUAGACAUUAAAUUAGUAUCUAUGAACAAUUUACUACCUUCUAACAUAAAAAUGCACCAACAAUUUGAUCUGAAAGGUUCGACUCUCGGUAGAGAAGCUUCCGAUCGUGAAAAAAAUAAAACAUCGCCUACAUUUAAAGAUUUAGAUUUUAUAUGCGAACUUCAUCCUAAGGGCAUAUUUUUGAAGCCAGAAAUUCGUUUAGCUCUUCUGGAAACAAUAAAAAGAGAUUGUAAGACACUAAAAUAUUUUAAAAUAAUGGAUUACAGUCUUUUAAUGGGCGUUCAUAACAUCGACCAUCCUUUGAAAACAGAUGACGAUACUUCACCAAACACUUACGCUUCAAUGCUGGCAGCUAAAGCCUGGUGGGAGAGUUUGAUGGAUGAUUCAGUAGAGGAGAAAAGUAUUCAAGCAGACACUGAAACUUUUUCAGAUGAAAAUUAUGCUUCGUUAAAACAUUGCAUACCUGCUAAAAGUGUCAAUAUUAUUGACAUACUACAAACUUAUGGAAGAACGAAAAGCCUAGAGCGUAGUUUUAAAUCAUUGAUAUUGAAGCUUACACCUAGUGCGACAGAAAAUGCCUACUCUAUUUCUGUACAACCUCCCGAAUUCUAUUCUUCUAGAUUUCUUCAAUCUAUGACCGACUCUGUGUUCAAGCCAAUGUUAUCUCCUCAAGAACUUGAUGAACUAUCCAAACAACCAAUCGAUAUACUAUUGUUGAGUAAACGAGGGUGUACUAAAAUCGCUGCAGAAAAAUGCAGUAUCUUAAUAUGA
Molecule: messenger RNA, 1413 nt
Organism: Macrosiphum euphorbiae (potato aphid)
Lineage: Eukaryota; Metazoa; Arthropoda; Insecta; Hemiptera; Aphididae
Source: the annotation of a GenBank genome assembly